This is a messenger RNA of Puccinia graminis f. sp. tritici CRL 75-36-700-3, 2218 nucleotides long. RefSeq lists its product as uncharacterized. The coding region runs from base 90 to 2171 and encodes 693 amino acids. The record is from RefSeq and is a predicted model, not a curated record. NCBI's taxonomy places the organism in Eukaryota, Fungi, Basidiomycota, Pucciniomycetes, Pucciniales, Pucciniaceae. The transcript has 3 exons.
CCCCCCCCCCGAACCACCUCUCGAAGCUUUCCGUCGGCUACGGUCUGGCUCGAAUCCCUUCAUUUUCAUUGAUCGCGCUGUCGAGCUGGAUGCCUAAUCUGAAGAGUUUCGAAGUUAGGAUGGGUACCCUGACCGCCAAUGAGCCCAGUCUACGUCGUCAACAGCAACGCCAACAACGCUUCGUGCUCGGUGGAACGGACUUUAAUGAGAUCACACCAGGUCUCAGGUCCGCUCAACUCAUACCCUGUACAAUCGAACGCCUCCACCUCGAAGGCAUCUGCUUCAGCCCUAACCUACUCAUCCUACCCCAACUGUUCCCAAAUCUCAAGUUUAUCAUCCUCAAGAGCCUCACCUGGGGAAGAAUGAUAUAUGAAUUGAUUCGAAGAUCUCCUGGCUUAGAAAUCUUGAAGAUGAUCGACUUUUGUUUCGAUCAAGAGAUGGAGGAAGACUUGCCAAGUGAUUGGAAUUUCAAUUGUUGGGAAGAAGAUAUUAGUGAGACGGGAUCGGACGAAGGCGGAAUGACCCUCAAAGCGCCACCGAUCAACGCGAUGAACCUGAUAGAGCUACAUCUCUUGGGAGAGGGCACCCCACACAUCUGGUCUGUCCUGGGAGAAUGUAUCCAAAACCCGAUCAUCAAGAUGCCGAAACUGGAGAAGUUGGUCUGUGAAUCGCUGGACCUCGAGGAGGAGGAACAGGCCUUGAUCGACCUCGCCGAUCUCGCCCCCAAUCUCCGUGAAAUCUCGAUCCGUAAUUGUAUUCUGAGGGACGAGGUCGAUCUUUACCAUUGUAUCAGAUGUUUACCUGAUCUUGAACUAUUGGAUUGUAGGUUGACUGAAAACAUCACGUCAAACCUAAUCAAUGCGCUAGCACUCUCUGUGCCAAACAUUCGACACCUAGACGUGCGAGGAUGUCCAUACGUGCACGUGACUUCAGUGGCGCGACUAGCGGAGACCAUCCGGGACUCGAGCGAUUCGGAGCGGCGGAUUGAGUAUAUUGGGGUGGACAAGCCUCUCGAGCCGACUUUCGCGCUGGAGAGUGCUCAGGAGGACUCGGUGAAAUGGGAGAUCUGGCAGCUCUGGCAGGCCUGGAACUGGCUCGAUUUUACACACGUGCUGCUCGACCAGGAAGAGUGGAAAGCUCGCAAUCGCGGACGCAAGGAUAAGAUGCCCGUCCGACCUGACCCUCCCGUCCAUCUGCCCGUCCAUCGUCCCCAGGAACUUCAACAGACCUCCUCCCACGGUCCACGGAUCCGAUUGACCUGUCGGUCCCAACAGGAGGGCCAACGGCCCGGUCAUUCUCAAGAAGCAGACGAGGAGGAAGAGGAGGAGAUUGAUGAGGAGGAAGACGAGGAGGAGGACGAGGAGAUUGAUGAGGAGGAUUGUGAGGAAGAGGACGAGCAAGGUGAACUGGAGGAGGAGCCCGUGGACGAGGAAGAGGAGGAUCAGCAGCAGCAGCAGGAGGAGGAGGAUAGCCCAAGCCAGCAAGCCCGUCAGCCACGUCCCGGUCCGUUCCAGAACCACCAUCCACAAGCCCACAACCGGAUACCCUACCCGUCCCACCAUCCGCCCUCACAGCCCGCACCCACUCCUUCUGCGCCUGUUGCCUCGUCCAAUCAUGACCGACCCGCUCCCGCUCCCCCAUCCGUUGCUCCACCCGCUGCCUCUUCUCACACACGUGAAAGUCAUCAGACAGCCGGUCAGACAUCUUCUUUGGACCCAAAUCUAAAGCAGAACUUGGUCGAAAACGACUCCAACUCUCAUCGUCCUCAUGAUCCUACUAUACAAACCGCAGCUCCUCAUCCCAUUAUCAAGCAGGAUGAGACCUCGAAUGGGAAGCUAUUGCCGAUCGAGUCUACUAAUCAUCAUCAUCAUCAGAAGGUAGAUUCGAAUCCUGGUGUGAAUGAUUCCAAGUCAGAUCUGAAUGAAUUGAGAUCGGAUGAGAGCGAGAGUCAGAUCAACAAGGGCGUGGAUGGAGAUGGAGAGGCGAGGAAUGGGAUCUCUGCAAACGGUUCGGACUCGAGGACUGCCCACGUUCCUCCUCCACAAUCUGAGCAUCCUCUCCGCCCACCCUCUUCAUCCCCCUCUCCCGCCCCUCUGCUUCCUUCUUCUGCCCUGCCUCCUCCUCCUCCCCUGCUUCCGCGUGAUCUUCCUCAAUCACUCCCUCCUAAAUAAAAUAAAAAAAACCCACUCUUGUGAUUUAUGUUCAAGUCCCACCCCCC